This is a messenger RNA of Bactrocera latifrons, 5181 nucleotides long. RefSeq names its product polyhomeotic-proximal chromatin protein-like. Bases 1643 to 4234 code for a protein of 863 amino acids. The record is from RefSeq and is a predicted model, not a curated record. Gene Ontology annotation, biological process: DNA-templated transcription initiation. Gene Ontology annotation, molecular function: DNA binding; general transcription initiation factor activity. The transcript has 5 exons. Lineage: Eukaryota; Metazoa; Arthropoda; Insecta; Diptera; Tephritidae.
AAUACAUUUCGCUUUCAUUUUUUUUUUACAAUUUUAUGCGAUUCCAACGAGAAUACGAUUUUCAGAUUUUCACCAAAGCAAAGACACUGCACCAAAUCACGGAGAAAUAGGACGGUUGAACCGUUUUUCCUAACUACGUAUAAAAUAUAUGAAUACAUAUAUGUAUACUUAUAUGACUAAUCAAAGUGAGAUUUAGUUCCACCUUUUUCUUAUAUUAACAAUUACAACACAAAUAUAUAACUUUUCGCUAUUUUGCACUAAACUUUGGUAUUGUGAGCCUUUAAAUUUGUAUAAAUCGUAAUUAGGAACUUGUAAAACAAAUUAUAAGGCACAGUACAAGUCACAAAAAAUUGAUGAAAAUUCACGGAAGACGGCGACGACAAGAAAUUUUCUACUCGUAAGACGGAAGGUCUACGCAGUGAAACGACGACGGUUUCUCGUGCUCGUCGCUGAGCCAAAAAUCAACUGUUCCUCAAGUCGCGUUCGAAUUGUUCGCUCCGCGAGACGCGGCGCGGCGACGAACUGCGCUCAGUGUCAAGCGGUAACCGCAUCAACGGCGUGCAAAAGUCACGGCAACAAAUCAAAAUCGAAAGAUUCAUUAGCGCGACACUGCAAACGAGACUAGAUCUACGAGUUGCAGAGAGUCAAAAAUUCCUCUCCGAAACGAAAUUGAAAUAGUGCGCCGUGAGAGAAAUUGUAAUGUGCGCGUGUAUGAGUUUAUGUGCAGAAAGUUAAUACUUUGUAAAAGAAGAAGCACCACGUUCGUUGUUGACGCUGACACAGCGACGUCGGGUUAACUAAUAUUUUAUUAUCACUACAUAUAAAUCGCUAUUGUUUAAAAAAAAGUACGGUUAUUUGUUAUCGUUUAGUAAGGUGUUGUUUGAAAAUAUUUAUUAUGGAUUUUCCAAGGAACUGGGAAAUGUAACAAUAUAAAAAUAAAAAUAGCAAAAAGGUGUGUGUAUCGUUGGAGUCUGGCAUAAAGUUCAUCGAAUAGUCCCACACCCAACGUUUCAUUGUGGCAGCGCAACAACCACAGGGAAAGCUGAAAGCGAUGACCAAUACAUGCAACCUUACCAAUAAUUUGUUAAAUAAAAGAUUUAAAAAGAGACUGCAAACAGGAACAACAAAUACUAACAUUUGAGACAUCAACAAAAGGAGAAAGAAAGGAAGACUUAAUUUUUCUAAUAUUUGGAACAAAUUACACUGAACUGUAAGAUUUACUUCGAAAACAAAAUAAAAGAAAAAUCACAGGAAACGCCACAACAAUAUUUUCGUUGCACACACUUGAGCAAGUGGCGAGUAAACAAAGCAAACAUUAAAAACUUCAUAGCAAACUUUUUUUGAUUUCGCAUAGAAUAACGACAUAAUAAAGUUUCGAAAACUGUUACAGACAUAUUAAAAUAACACUGACAUAUGUACAUAAAUAAAUUGAUAAGACCAGCAAGCUGAAAUUCAGCCUUCAAGCAUAUCAAUCCAACAAGCGCUGAAUACUGUACAUAAUUUGACUUGAGCAAAAGGAAUCAUUAAAGUGACCUAGUCUAGCCUCUACGUGUUGAAACAAUAAUCAAAGAUAAACAGAAAAUACACUAACACCAGAAAAAAGAAAGAAACAAAAAACCUAUUCACUAGUUUGACUGGGCAAAUGUAUAUCACUAACAGCAGCAACAUUGGUAUGGCCACGUUGCUGCAACAGAACAAGGCUACUUGUAUGAAGACCCUUAUCAAUGGCGGCGGCAACGGCAGCAGCAAUGGCAAUAACGGAAACAGCGUCGGCAACUCUGGAAUAGUUGUUGGUAGUAUUGUAAGUGGUGUUGGUGCGGGAACAUCACAAGUGGGAGGUGCAACGGUUGCAACCGUUGUCGGCGCCGGUGGUGCUGCAAAUAUUGCCGGUCUGGGCAGUGGUGGUGUGGGUGGUAAUUUAGUCCUGUCCACUGGGCAGGCUAUUGUUCUGACAAAUGGAGCAACCGGUGCAAGUAGUAUAAUCAACUAUCAACAAUAUCAACAGUUAUUGCAGCAACAGCAACACCAACAACAGCAGCAACAACAUAUAAACUCCACCGUUGCUACCACAACUGCCGCAUCCGGUACACGAGUAUUAAUGCCUCACGAAAUGGUGACGCUUCCUAUUAGUAGUAUUGUAACAACUAGUGGUGGCGGCUUAGCUCUGAUAACCAGUGCAAAUACGGGUGGAGGUACUGCCACGGCCACACAAGGGCACUUCUUGGUUGCGGCAACAGCAAGUCCUACUGUGCAACCCAUUCAGACAACUACGAUGGGCUCCACUAACGCUAAUAUCAGCAGUUUUCAGCAGCAAUUUCAACAGCAAAUCGCCGCACAGCAUUCCGCAGCAAAUAAUGUGACAUCCUCUGCUUCGACUAACCGAACAACUACUGUUUAUACUCAGCAACCAGCAACUACAGGCGUAGUACAAACAGUGCCUACGACACGUUACUUUUCUCAAUUUAGCAAUCAACAACAACCUACAUCUAGUAUUACGGCUGGAGCUGCAACGCCAACAAUUAUGGGCGCUAAAGCUACGGGCAAUCGUACCAUCAUUAUUAAUCGCUCCAAUAAUACUAUAAUUGCUGGUAACACCACACAACGUUUGCAACAUGCUAAAAUCUUAAAUAAACCACCGACAAAUAUUGCAGCGACGCCAUCAACUCUCAUCACGAAUGCUGUGCUCGCCAAUAAGUCACAAAUUAAUCAUAAUUCUCAUUCUCCUGCCAUUCAAGCUGUGAAGCUGCAACAACAACCGCAACGACAAAAUAUUACGGCCUUACAACAAAUUAAACAACAACAGUUGCUGCAACAACAAAAAAUACAACUAGUAAAGCCAAUCGUACACAGUAGCAGUUCGGUGACAACAAUUGCUACAAAAACAACAACAGUAGCUAAUACGCCUGCAUCCUCGCGCAACACACCGAGUGGGACAAUGGUGAAUGGUGGCAUAAAUUUAGUUCCUAACAGCAGCAACAAUAGUAAUAAGAGUGGCAAUGUGGCAAGUGCCACAACCCCAGCAUUGGUUGCGAAAGCGUUACCUACGGCGGCUGUAUUUCCACAGCAACAACAACUUCAGCAGCAGCAAAAACAACAGCUGCAGUUACAAAAUCAUCAACAACAACAGCAGCAGCAGCAACUUAAACAACAAAACCAAAACCAAAGUCAACAACUUCAAUCUCAGCAACUUGGACCAGCGCAAGAGCAUAAACAAAUAGUUGCCCACUCACGCACCAUACCCGCCACACCUCACAACUCCACACCUGUUGCAACUAACAAAAGUGUCAAUUCAGUUGCUGCAGCCACUCCAGAAGGCACAGCCGGUGCAGAAGCUGCAAAUGCUGAACCCGAGGUGGAGCCAGAAAUCGACAUCGUUAUUAAUAAUGUUGUCUGUUCAUUCAGUGUACGUUGCCAUUUAAAUUUGCGCGAUAUCGCACUCAAGGGCUUCAAUGUGGAGUAUCGUCGUGAAAACGGCAUGGUGACUAUGAAACUGCGCCGACCUUAUACGACUGCGUCAAUCUGGUCAUCUGGUCGUAUUACAUGUACGGGUGCCACAUCCGAGGAACAGGCCAAAAUUGCGGCACGUCGCUAUUCACGCUGUCUUGAGAAGCUCGGAUUCCGUGUGCGUUUUCAAAAUUUCCGCGUGGUAAAUGUGCUCGGCACAUGCAGCAUGCCAUGGGCCAUUAAGAUCUUGAAUUUCUCUGAAAGAUACAAGAAAGAAGCCAGUUACGAGCCUGAGUUGCAUCCCGGUGUCACAUAUAAGCUGCGUUAUCCCAAGGCUACUUUGAAAAUAUUUUCCACCGGCAGUAUAACUGUGACUGCUGCUAGUGUUGCUAAUGUACAGGCUGCCAUAGAACAUAUAUUUCCGCUGGUCUAUGAGUUUCGUAAGAAACGUUCACCCGAGGAGCUGGAACAGUUACGCAUUAAGCAGGCCCGGGCCGCAUCAGUAGAUGUAACGGAACUCGAAGAGGUGCUAAACAAUGACGUUGUCGUUGAAGCGGACACAACCGCUGUGCCCACAUUACAGCGCCGACGUAUAAGCAAUAGCGCGCCCAAUAAUUUUAAACAAAAGCGCCGAAGAAUCGGCAGUGAUAUUGAUUUUGAUGGUGACGAUGGUUCGCUGGUAGCAGCUGAAGAAAUCGACGAUCCCACAACAAGGGAAACGGACGAUAAUAUUGUGAUGUACGAUCCGGAUGAUUUAAUUGAAGGACCCGACGAUGAAGAUGAUCUUUAAAUAUCAAAUGUGAUUUGUGCAUUUUUGGUACGGGAGAUUUGAGCACAGCACAUGCAUGCAUGUUUGAUUACGUAUUAUGGUUUCACAACAAAUUUCUAUACAAAUACAGAUAUACAUACAUAAAUAAAACAAAGAGAACAAAAAGGAGUUUAUUACAAAUUGCCAAUACAUAUGUAAUGCAAAGCGAAUUUUAAGCAUUAAACAAAAACAGCAAUGUUAUAGAGAACAUAUAAUAUAUAGUAGAUUUAAUGAUGACAACACACACAAACUACAAAAAAUAAAUUACAAAAAUAAAUAUUUCACAUCAGAAACCAAAACAAAUCAACUUAGUUCUAAUCAAACAAAUGAAGUUUGGCGUUAAACAAAAAUUAAAAGCAUAAUUUCUUUAUUUUUUGUGCACGCACAACUAUUUACAUAUACACGUACAUGUAUGAGUGCGUAUAUUUUAAGUAGCGUGCAUAAUCAAUGCCAACACCAUCAUGUAUACAUGGACAUUUGUAAAUUUGUGCACUCCAAAUGUCGGUGCUGAGGUUUCGAGUUCAAUACGCUAAUGUCAGCAAUUAUGCAACGCAAAUGUUGGGAGAAGUGUGCGAACUACGAUCUACUAUGGGAAUUGUGAGCCAAAUAACUACAACUAUUUAUAAGGUAUUUUUAACUUCCAGUGUGCUUUGCUUAGUUACGUCGUCGUUGUUUGCAGCAUUGAUUACUUGCAACAGUUGAAGGCAGACAACGGAGCAACAUUUAAAUUAAAUGAUUGGCUCGAGCGAAUUCCGUGAACACAACUAAACCACACGAAAAACCAAUAUUUGUUAGUUUAAAAACAUAUUUGUAGCGUUUUACUAUGUAUGCAUACUAAUUUCAUUCGUACUCGUACGCCAACUUAUGCUUGGCCGAAAAUUUAGUUUUAAGAUUUCGCUGAUUAGCUAAGAUUAGUUUAAAGAAAAAAA